AUGAUGCCCCGGCAACCCUAUGCGCCGACACCGCAUAGCUAUAUCCCGAAUACCACAUUAUCGGCAACCAUCAAUCUCGAUGAGGAGGUGAAGCUAGCCGACACCCGCGCCGAGCGCGAUCUGCAAGACUCGCUCGCCGAGAUCUUCAGCAUCAUCGUAACCCUCGACGAGCUCGAGAAGGCUUUCCUGAAAGAUGCGAUCCCCGAGGCCGAUUACACCGAGAUUUGCGAGCGCUCCCUGAAGCAAUACAAGUCCAUUUUGGCAGACGAAACAGUAGCAAAGGCCUUUAGGGGCCUGGAGGAGUUCAAGGCGGAAUGGGAUCUCGAAGUCCCCCGCGCAACAGAGCGCAUCCGCGUCGGCAUGCCCUCGACGACCGUGACAGCCUCAUCAAGCGCCGCCCCGGCCCCCGCAGCCGCCGGCAACACGAGCGGCACGCUCAUCCUGGAAGCGACGCAGGAGUUCAUCACCUUCCUCGACGCCGUCAAGCUGGGCCUGCUCUCCAAGGACCAGCUGCACCCCUUGCUGUCCGACGUCAUCCAGUCCGUCAACAAGGUCACGGAUCGCGACUUUGACAACAGGGGCAAGAUUGUGCAGUGGCUCAUCACGUUGAAUCAGAUGAAGGCCACGGACGAGCUGAGCGAGCAGCAGGCCCGCGAGCUUGAGAUGGACAUCCAGCAGGCUUACCAGGGGUUCAAGAGCACUCUCACGUAA
Messenger RNA from Colletotrichum phormii, 711 nucleotides. RefSeq names its product VPS28 protein. Gene Ontology annotation, molecular function: protein-containing complex binding. Bases 1 to 711 code for a protein of 236 amino acids. The record is from RefSeq and is a predicted model, not a curated record. Lineage: Eukaryota; Fungi; Ascomycota; Sordariomycetes; Glomerellales; Glomerellaceae. Gene Ontology annotation, biological process: protein transport to vacuole involved in ubiquitin-dependent protein catabolic process via the multivesicular body sorting pathway. Gene Ontology annotation, cellular component: ESCRT I complex. The transcript has 3 exons.